This is a messenger RNA of Drosophila obscura, 1997 nucleotides long. It is a transcript of the gene Ugt35C1, whose product is annotated as UDP-glucosyltransferase 2. Gene Ontology annotation, molecular function: UDP-glycosyltransferase activity. The record is from RefSeq and is a predicted model, not a curated record. Bases 46 to 1611 code for a protein of 521 amino acids. The transcript has a single exon. Lineage: Eukaryota; Metazoa; Arthropoda; Insecta; Diptera; Drosophilidae.
CUCAAUCAGUCGUGUGUUAGCUUGAGGUUCCAUCGCGUCAGCAUCAUGAGAAUACUUUUUGUGUUGUGUGUCGGCACAAUUUUGUUGGCAUUGGGCGGCCUGCCGCUGCCGCAGGCGGAAGGUGCCAAAAUUUUGGCCACACUGCCCUGGCCGGGACGCUCGCAGUACAUCUUUGUGGAGAACUAUCUGAAGGGAUUGGCGGCACGCGGUCAUCAGGUGACGGUGAUCAAUGCAUUCAGGAAUAAGGCCACACCGAAUAUGCGCUUCAUUGAGGCAACCAAAGUGCAGGAGUAUGCCCAGGAAAUGUUCAGCGAUCUGGCGGCCUCCAAUCUGUGGCAGGAGUUCAAUGGACAUACGCGUAUCAUGGAAAAAAUCGUUGGUUUUACGCUGGACGAUGCGGGUGUACAGAAGCUAUUGAGAUCGGGCGAAACCUUCGAUGUGGUGCUGGCCGAAAUGAUUGAAACGCCGCCGCUGUAUGGAUUGGCGCAGCAUUUCAAUGCCACAUUGGUGGGCUUUUCAAGCUAUGGUACAGAUUUCCGGAUCGACAGUGUCUUGGGUAAUGUCUCGCCAGUGUCGUAUAAUUCAAUGAUUAUUGCACCACGCACCGAUCGAAUGUCGUUUGGCGAGCGACUCGCGAAUCAUUACGAAUAUUUGGUGGAAAAAUUGCACCGUCAAUUGGUGCAUCUGCCGGCCAUGGAUCGUUUGUAUGGCAAGUAUUUUCCGGGUGCACGGCUAACGAUGGCCGAGGUCUUGGACUCGUUUGCGCUGGUGCUGCUGGGACAGCAUUUUGCCGUCUCCUAUCCGCGUCCCUAUCUGCCCAAUAUGAUUGAGGUCGGAGGAUUGCAUAUUGCCCACCAGCCACAGCCCCUGCCCGAGGAUAUCGCGGAGUUCAUUGACGGUGCGCAGCAUGGUGUCAUUUACUUCUCGAUGGGUACGAAUGUCAGGAGCAAGGAUCUACCGGCGGCGACACGCGAUAUACUGCUGAAGACUUUCGCCAAACUCAAGCAGCGUGUGCUGUGGAAAUUCGAAGAUGAUCAACUGCCCGGAAAGCCCGCAAAUGUGCUGAUCAAAAAGUGGUACCCACAGCCGGACAUACUGGCCCAACCCAAGGUCAGGCUGUUCAUCACCCACGGCGGCUUGCUCAGCACCAUUGAGAGCCUGUAUUUCGGCAAGCCCGUACUCGGUCUGCCCGUCAUCUACGAUCAGCAUUUGAAUGUGGAACGCGCCCAACGCAUGGGCUUUGGCUUGGGUCUCGAUUUGAAUAACUUGAGGCAGCCGGAAUUCGAGGCAGCCAUUCGCACACUGAUCUCGGAGCCCAGCUAUGCCAAGGUAUCUGCCCAGAUCUCCGAACGGUAUCGGGAUCAGCCGCAGACUGCGUUGGAGCGUGCCAUUUGGUGGACCGAGUACAUCAUCAGGCAUCAGGGUGCAGCGCAUUUGCGGGCGGCAUCGCGCGAUCUCAACUACAUGCAGCUGCACAGCUGGGAUACGCUCCUCGUGCUCGUCGGCGUACCGCUGCUGAUUCUCGGACUGUUGCUCAAAUUAUCUUGUAGAUUGUUGCGGGGCAGCAAACCCAAAGGCUGUCCGUAUGCCAAUAAGCCAAAGAAACAGUAAAAGCGAUCACAGUAGCCACUAUAAUGUACCUAGUUUGUUCUUAUAAGUCUUAUCAGUGUUUUAGUUGGUGUUAUCAGUGUUGUAGCAGCUGUUAUCAGUGUUGUAGCUGCUGUUAUCACUGCUAUAUAGAAGCGGCUCUGUUAUCUCUGUUAUCUCUGUCAUCAAGUUGAAAUUAUAUUUCAUUUUUGCUCAAUUAUUUGCUGUUUGUUUUGUAUGGAAAAUUGGUGACACGCACCGGAGAAUCUUUGUGUUAUUUUUUUUUUUUUUUUGGGGGAACACCUUUCGAGUGCUCUUUGGAUUUUGAUAAGAGAUGGCUGAUACGCUGCUGACCUACAUAUAAAUAAAGCGGCACCCACACAACAUAGGAAAUAUAUGUAGGUACACAG